Molecule: messenger RNA, 2239 nt
Organism: Vigna angularis (adzuki bean)
Lineage: Eukaryota; Viridiplantae; Streptophyta; Magnoliopsida; Fabales; Fabaceae
Product: serine/threonine-protein kinase STY13
Exons: 5
Coding region: 627-1820 (397 amino acids)
Biological process (GO): protein phosphorylation
Cellular component (GO): plasma membrane
Molecular function (GO): protein kinase activity; ATP binding
Source: RefSeq, a predicted model, not a curated record
AAUUGCCUUUGUGACAAAGUGAGUCCUUUAACUGUUUGCAUGAUCACCCAUUGAUGAAGCCAAACAACUUGUCCGAAAGGGAUGGGAACAUGAAAAGGUGCAACAACCGUGAAUGUCAUCAAUGAAAAAUAAAAAUAGAAGAAAAUGAAAAAGGAAACAGAAAAACAAAGACACACCAAACAAGAGAGAGCCACAGAGACGCACAGAAAGAGAUCUUUGGUUUCAAUAAAUUAGAAGAAGUUGAAGGUUUUGUUAAUCGGAGGGAACCAAAGUGGGGCAGAAACACACGUCGUGUUCAGGCAAAAUCCAUGUGCCCACAUGGAUGAUUGAGAGAGAGAGAGAGAGAGAGAGAGUGAGUGAGAGAGUAAGGGUGAGAGAGUGUUAUAUUUAGGACCUCAACAUCACCACAGGUAUAACAGCAGCAGCACCUGCAGUGGCAGCAUAAGCAUACAGUAGUAGAAGAGGAGAGACACGAGAGACCCACCAAGGAAAUUUUGUUCAAGACCAGAACUUGGUCGUAAAGUUAGCAUCUUUUGAUGAUUUUGAGUGGCUCGAGGUUCAAAGUCCAUAGUGGGGUGUGGUGAAUUUUAUUUUGGAGUGGGGGAGGAAGAGAAGAGGUGAGAGAGAUGAAGAAGAGUGAGAGUGGAGGGUAUGUGAGAGCGGAUCAGAUAGAUCUGAAGAGCUUGGAUGAGCAGCUUCAGAGGCAUCUUAGUAGAGCAUGGACUAUGGAGAAGAACAAGGAGAAGGAGGAAGAGGAGGUUGAAGGAAGGUCCACAAGAAGCAGACAAGAGUGGGAGAUUGACCCCUCUAAGCUUGUCAUCAAGGCUGUCAUUGCCCGUGGCACUUUUGGCACAGUUCAUCGUGGGAUUUAUGACGGACAAGAUGUUGCAGUUAAGCUCCUUGACUGGGGAGAAGAGGGACAUCGAUCAGAUGCUGAAAUAGCUUCUUUGAGAGCGGCGUUUACUCAAGAAGUUGCUGUUUGGCACAAGCUUGACCAUCCUAAUGUAACCAAGUUUAUUGGGGCAACAAUGGGAACAUCAGAGCUACAGUUACAAACAGAAAACGGUCAUAUAGGCAUGCCAAGUAAUGUUUGUUGUGUUGUUGUUGAAUAUUGUCCUGGAGGUGCUCUGAAGACUUAUCUUAUUAAAAACCGAAGAAGGAAGCUGGCUUUUAAAGUGGUUGUUCAACUGGCUCUUGACCUUGCAAGAGGGUCCAAUCUUUUUGCCUUAUCUGUGUCAUAUAAGCUCAAGGGAAUAAGCUUUUUUUUCCUAAGCCUGAGAACUCUUUAUUAUUUACUUUACAGGUUGAGCUAUCUCCACACAAAGAAGAUUGUCCACAGAGAUGUUAAAACAGAAAAUAUGCUUCUGGACAAGACACGAACCUUGAAAAUAGCUGAUUUUGGAGUGGCUCGGAUUGAGGCCUCCAAUCCUCAUGACAUGACAGGUGAAACUGGAACCCUUGGUUACAUGGCUCCUGAGGUUCUAAAUGGUAAUCCAUACAAUAGAAAGUGUGACGUGUACAGUUUUGGCAUAUGCUUAUGGGAGAUAUACUGCUGUGACAUGCCAUAUCCGGACCUUAGCUUCUCCGAAGUGACAUCAGCUGUAGUACGGCAGAAUCUGAGGCCGGAGAUUCCAAGAUGUUGCCCUAGCUCUCUGGCAAAUGUGAUGAAAAGAUGCUGGGAUGCUAAUCCUGACAAGAGGCCAGAAAUGGAUGAAGUGGUGUCCAUGUUGGAAGCUAUUGACACUUCAAAGGGUGGAGGUAUGAUCCCUCUUGAUCAGCCUCAGGGUUGUUUAUGUUUUCGCAGCUAUCGAGGACCUUGAAAGAUUUUUCACUGUCAAGGAAAUCGAUUACGGAGGGAUGAUAUACAGCAUUCUGGAAAAUCAGUUUGUAUUUUAUUUCAUUGAAGGAAUAGGGAAGGAAGACUCAGGAUGGAAUGCAUACACAAAAACUGUGAAGGCCAUGGUUAAUGAUGAGCUCUGCAAUUACUUGUUACUUUGUUGGGCUAUAAUUUUUGUAAAGCUAAUUGUGCUCUCUCCUCAUUGCACCCAUUUUUAUAAUAUUUCCUAUGUAAGUUGUACACUUGACAGUAGUAGCAUGGAUUGUUCCAACACUAAUAUCAAAGUCCUAAGGGGUCAUUUGAUGUCCUAUGAGCCUACAAGUGAUCUGUUUUGGGAAGAUCUGCUCAUGUGCAGAAAGACACCUAUAAUAUAUGGAAUAAAUAUACAAUUUGGCUGUAAAA